This is a messenger RNA of Saccostrea cuccullata (small rock oyster), 1868 nucleotides long. Its product is annotated as ankyrin repeat domain-containing protein 17-like. Gene Ontology annotation, molecular function: protein binding. Gene Ontology annotation, cellular component: cytoplasm. The transcript has 8 exons. The annotation marks the transcript as partial. The record is from RefSeq and is a predicted model, not a curated record. Gene Ontology annotation, biological process: innate immune response. Lineage: Eukaryota; Metazoa; Mollusca; Bivalvia; Ostreida; Ostreidae.
AUGAGUGUAGUGAAGGAGCUUAUAAAAGCUGGAGCUGAUAUCAAUCAGAAAUUUGGAGAUGAUACACCACUGAUAACAGCAUAUAAAGGUGGACAUAUAAGUGUAGUGAAAGCGCUUAUAGAAGCCGGAGCUGAUAUCAAUCAGCAAAUGAAGGCGCUUAUAGAAGCUGGAGCUGAUAACAAUCAACAAUGUAAGAAUUGUACACCACUGAUAGUAGCAUGUAAGAGUAGACAUAUGAGUUUAGUGAAGGAACUUAUAGAAGCUGGAGCUGAUAUCAAUCAGCAAUGUGAUGAUGUUACACCACUGACAACAGCAUGUUGGAGUGGACAUUUGGAAAGUGGAGAUGAUACACCACUGAUAGUAGCAUGUAAGUUUGGACAUAUGAAUGUAGUGGAGGCGCUUAUAGCAGCAAGGGCUGAUGUUAAUCGUCAAGGUAAGAAUGACACACCACUGACAGCUGCAUGUAAGUUUGGUCAUAUGAAUGUAGUGAAGGCGCUUAUAGAAGCCAGAGCUGAUAUCCAUCAACAAGAUAAGAAUUACACACCACUGACAGCAGCAUGUAGGGGUGGACAUGAUCAUCAGGGUAAGAAUGAUACACCACUGAUAGCAGCGGGUAAGUGUGGACAUAAUAGUGUAGUAAAGGAAGUUAUAGAAGCCGGAGCUGAUAUCAAUCAACAAGGUGAGUCUUAUACACCAUUGAUAGCAGCAUGUAAGGGUGGGCAUAUGAGUGUAGUGAAGGAGCUUAUAGAAGCAGGAGUUGAUAUUAAUCAGCAAGAUAGAGAUGAUACACCACUGACAGCAGCAUGUAGAGGUGGCUAUUUCAAUGUAGUAAAGGCGAUUAUAAAAGCCGGAGCUAAUAUCAAUCAACAAGGUAUGAAUCAUGCACCACUGAUAGCAGCAUGUAAGGGUGGUCAUAUGAGUUUAGUGAAUGAGCUUUUAGAAGCCGGAGCUGAUAUCAAUCAACAAAAAAAGAACUAUACACCACUGAUAGCAGCAUGUAAAGGUGGUCAUAUCAAUGUAGUAAAGGCGCUUAUUGAAGGCGGAGGUGAUAUCAAUCAACAAGGUAAGAAUUAUACACCAUUGAUAGCAGCAUGUAAGGGUGGAAAUUUAAGUGUAGUUAAGGACCUGCUAGAAGCGGGAGCUGAUAUCAAUCUACAAGGUCCCAAUAUUACACCACUGAUAGCAGCAUGUAAGGGUGGUCAUAUCAAUGUAGUAAAGGCGCUUAUAAAAGCCAGAGGUGAUAUCAAUCAACAAGAAGCCGGAGCUGAUAUCAAUCAAAAAAAGAAGAAUCACACAGCCCUGUCAGCAGCACGUGAGCGUGGACAUGUGAGUGUAAUGAUGGCGCUAAUAAAAGCUGGAUCUAAUAUUUAUCAACAUGACAAACAUGCACCCUGGAAAAAAAGGCGAAAACAUAAAAAUAGUGUACCAUACAUGAACUGUGAAUUAAGAAGGGCUAUUUAUAAAAAGCAAAUGCUGAAAAACAAGUUUGACAAGUGUAAGACAGAUGAUAAUUGGGAAGAGUUUAGGAAACAGAGGAAUUAUGUUACAAAACUGAAAAGGAAAAGGUCAUGGGUGCCAAACUACACUACUCGACUCCUUGAAGACUGGAAAAUGGCUUUAGAUCAGAACUUACAUGUUGCUGCUAUUUUAAUGGACCUCUCUAAGGCUUUUGAUUGCUUGCCACAUGACAUACUAUUAAGUAAACUCUCAGCUUAUGGUUUAUCUCCAAACUCUGUAUCCAUUCUAGGAAGCUACUUGUCUGAGCGCUUUCAGCAAGUAAAACUUCAGGGAGUUGUCAGUAGUUGGUUUAAAUCUUUGAUUGCCUCUUGGAGCGGUAAGGACUGUGGGUGUACAGCCUGCUCCACUAG